Rotaria sordida is the source of this 234-nucleotide messenger RNA. The record is from the annotation of a GenBank genome assembly. NCBI's taxonomy places the organism in Eukaryota, Metazoa, Rotifera, Eurotatoria, Philodinida, Philodinidae.
AUGCAAUAUUAUUAUAGUCAAUUAUUUAUAUUAUUUUUAUGUAUGAUGAUUAUUAUUAAUGAUGGUACCAAUGGACUUAAAAUACGACUACCAUCUUUACGAAUAACUUCGACAUUUAGUAAAACAGGUGAAUCUAUUAAGAAGAAAGUUCCAAUGAAUAAUAAUAGAAUUGAUCAUCCUGCUAAAAAAAUACCAUUAAAAGUUCCUGAUAUUGGAAAGAAAGAUGACUUUUAA